Gadus morhua (Atlantic cod) is the source of this 2347-nucleotide messenger RNA. RefSeq names its product proline-rich receptor-like protein kinase PERK10. Lineage: Eukaryota; Metazoa; Chordata; Actinopteri; Gadiformes; Gadidae. The record is from RefSeq and is a predicted model, not a curated record. The transcript is spliced from 6 exons. Bases 414 to 1625 code for a protein of 403 amino acids.
CGGACCAGGGCCAGACCGCCCCGGACGAAACCCAGACCGCCCCGGACCAGGGCCAGACCGCCCCGGACGAAGGCCAGACCACCCCGGACCAGGGCCAGACCACCCCGGACCAGGACCAGACCGCCCCGGGCCAGGGCCAGACCACCCCGGACGAAACCCAGACCGCCCCGGACCAGGGCCAGACCGCCCCGGACCAGGGCCAGACCGCACCGGACGAAACCCAGACCGCCCCGGACCAAGACCAGACCGCCGAUGAACCUGAACCCCAACACCAGGGAGAAGGCUCAGGCCCUUUGGUGGCCUGGCUGCCUCAGACCGCAGACGGGCCCCCCAGGAAGGACCUGGCCCAGGUCGAGGGGAACCUUAAGGUCCGGGUGAAGGGGGUCAGGAAGCUGAGGGCGAAAAAAGAAACCAUGGACCCAGGCCAGACCGCCCAGGACCCAAACCAGCUCCCCAAUGUGCCUGACAGCCCCCCCACAAAGCCCCUGGCCCAGGUCAUGGGGAACUUGAGGUUCGGGCUGAAGGGCUUCAAAAAGCUGAGGGUUAAACCAGCAUCCACCUCCCGGCUUGAUGAGGAGAAGCCUUUGGGCCAACCUUCAGGCCGGAGCCCCUUGCCUGGCCAGACCGCCCCGGACCGAGGCCAGACCGCCCCGGACCCAAGCCAGACCGCCCCGGACCCAAGCCAGACCGCCCCGGACCGAGGCCAGACCGCACUGGACCCAAGCCAGACCGCCCCGGACCCAAGCCAGAUCCCAGAGGAACCUGAACCCCAACACCAGGGAGAAGGCUCAGGCCCUUUCGUGGCCUGGCUGCAUCAGACCGCAGACGGGCCCCCCAGGAAGGACCUGGCCCAGGUCGUGGGGAACCUGAAGGUCCGGGUGAAGGGGGUCAGGAAGCUGAGGGUGAAAACAGAAACCAUGGACCCAGGCCAGACCCCCCAGGACCCAAACCAGCUCCCCAAUGUGCCUGACAGCCCCCCCACAAAGGCCCUGGCCCAGGUCAUGGGGAACCUCAGGUUCCGGGUGAAGGGCCUCAAAAAGAAGAGGGUUCAAGCACCAACCACCUCCCGGCUCGAUGAGGAGAAGCCUUUGGGCCACCCAUCAGGCCGGAGCCCCUUCCCUGGCCAGACCGCCCCGGACCCAAGCCAGACCGCCCCGGACCCAAGCCAGACCGCCCCGGACCCAAGCCAGACCGCCCCGGACCCAAGCCAGACCGCCCCGGACCCAAGCCAGAUUCCCGAGGAACCUGACAGGGCCCCGACAAAGGACCUGUCGAGGAACAUGAGGGUCCGGGGGAGGGCACCAAGAAAGAAGAGGGUCAAAACUGAUACCACCGCCCUGACGGAGCAGGAGGAGGAGAAGCCUUUGGGCCGGCCUUCACGCCAGAACCCCUUUAGGCGCAUCAAGAUGGCCUGGUCCGACCCAAAGGCCGUCAUCACCACCGACGCCCCCCCGAACACCCCUGAGCAUCAGGAUGUGGUCAUCGAGGCCGAGGAGGAGGGGGAAGCCACAGCUCAGGCUGAGGGGACGGGCCUCAGGCCCCGGGUCAAUAAGUGGCUGAACCGUAGAAUGAAGGAAAUGUCCACAUUCGCGGCCCGGUUCCAGUGUGGCUCGUGUGUGCACUAAGAAAAAAAAAAAAGAAAGAAAAGAAAAUAGCAUAUAAAAACCCAAAAAAAAUAACUGCAAGAUAAAAUGUAUAACGGCGCCACUGUACAGACAAAGUAUGCACGUCAAACAUCUGAUGGUGCCCGACCAAGUCCACAUCGAUGUGAAGUCACACAGGAGGGAAACCCCAGCUUUGUCUAAGCCCGGGUGAAUUUAAACAAAGUAAUGAAACAUCUGAUGGGACUCAACCAAGUCCUCAUCGAUGUUGCUUCACACUGAGGUGUGUCAUACUUUGUUUAAAUUCACCUACGCUAGGACAAAGCUGGGGUUUCACUCCAGUGGGAUGUCACAUCGAUGUGGACCUGGGCAGGACUUAUCCGAUGUUUGACGUCCAUACUUUGUCUGGGCCCAGGUGAAUUGAAACAAAGUAUGUACGUCAAACAACUGAAGUGACCCGACCAGGUCGACAUCGAUGUGACAUCCCACAGGAGUGAAACCCCAGCUUUGUCUGAGCCCGGGUGAAUUUAAACAAAGUAUUCAAACAUCUGAUGGUACUCAACCAAGUCCUCAUCGGUGUUACAUCACACUGCGGUGUGUAAUACUUUGUUUAAAUUCACCUGCGCUUGGACCCAGCUGCGGCUUCUCUCCAGUGUGAUGUCACAUCGACGUGGACAUGGUCGGGUCCCAUCCGAUGUUGGACGUAUACACUUUGUUUCAAUUCGCCUGGGCCCAACUGCAAUUCA